This is a messenger RNA of Prunus armeniaca (apricot), 1281 nucleotides long. The record is from the annotation of a GenBank genome assembly. Lineage: Eukaryota; Viridiplantae; Streptophyta; Magnoliopsida; Rosales; Rosaceae.
AUGCUACCGGAAAAGGGCAAGACAAUGGCUGGGGCCAAGGGAAAACUAGACCACGCCAGUCAAGUCAAGGAAACACUGGAACCACACUUUUGGGUUGAGAGGUUUACAUGUGGUCACUUGGCUCAGCUCAAGUUUGUUUUACCUGAGGUGAUUGAGAUAAAGAAAGUUCUUGUUAAGGAUGAGAGAACCAGUUGUCUGAAGCCUGAUCUUCAUGUCACUAUCAAUGUUGAUGCACUAGAGAGUGAUGGCAAGGCGAAAUCUGAAGGUGGUGGGAGUAUGCAAUUGAGGAAGACGUUCCGCAAACGGCUUGCAGAUAUUUCAAAAUCCCAUCCUGAGGAUUAUGAAAUUCCAGAAGAAAUUUUGCCUCAGCCAUUCGAUAUUAGGAAGCAAGAUAUGCAAUCAGAUACAGGCAAGCUUCUCUUGUCAUCAUCUCCUGGUGACAUAUUGACUGAUGUACACACAGUUGAGCAGCCAGCAGUGUCAACAAGCUGCCUUCAGGGCGAUGAAGUUCCAGAAUCAAACCUCAAUGCAGUUUGCUCUGUUGGGGAAAGGAGUACUUGUGCUUCAUUGUAUGGCCAAGUGCCUGUGACUCCAACCAAAGGCAUAGACCCCAUAGAAAAUGAUGGUAGUUUGCCCACACAAAGUGAUAGCAUUCAGUCGACUCCAGCAAAUCUUGCUUCAACUCCAGCUAGGUUGAUGGCUGACACGCCUGCAUUGCACCGACCAAAGCGAUGUUAUAUGAGCCCAGAUGAUAAUUCUACUAGCUCACCGAACAAGUUGGUUAGGCGUCCUCCACGCUCCAGGUCUUUGAAAUUUGACACUCCUGUGAAGAAUAAAAAUGUUGAGGAUGAAGUUCCUGAUAUGGGUGGUGCAUCAAUCGAUAAUGACAGCCUCGAUAUUCUUCCAGAGGAUCUUUUGCAAUCGCUUAGAGAAAAGGAGAGGAAGGCAAUAGAGGAGAGAAAUCCAGCCAUCUCAGAAGCAAAGAGGCGGCACCAAAUGAUUUCCAGCCUGCCUAAGCUCUUCAAUAUGAUUCAUUUCCUAUUGCAGUCUAUGAACCGUUCCGUUAUCACAAAAGAGGAGCUUGUACACAAGCUAAUCUGGACCAAUUUUGAUAUUGUUGACAGAAAGGAAGUUCAAGAGCAGCUAAAAUUGUUGCUAGAGCUGGUUCCUGAUUGGAUUUCUGAGAAACAGUUGGCAUCUGAAGCUGAUUUGAUUAUGAUCCACAUUAAUAAAAUGUCAGAUCCCGAGUCCAUACGUGCAAGGCUUGAGGAAGCAAAGUGA